Linepithema humile (Argentine ant) is the source of this 3528-nucleotide messenger RNA. It is a transcript of the gene Mtr4, whose product is annotated as exosome RNA helicase Mtr4. NCBI's taxonomy places the organism in Eukaryota, Metazoa, Arthropoda, Insecta, Hymenoptera, Formicidae. Gene Ontology annotation, biological process: RNA catabolic process; maturation of 5.8S rRNA. Gene Ontology annotation, cellular component: nucleus. The record is from RefSeq and is a predicted model, not a curated record. Gene Ontology annotation, molecular function: RNA helicase activity; RNA binding; ATP binding.
UUGUACAGCAUAUGGUAGUUGUGCUAUAAUCAAUUGAACGAAUUGAACGAAUAAACGCUGUUAUCGAAAUAUUGGAGCAAUAACUAUUUAAAAUAAUUAUGGCGACUUUUAGUGAAGACUUAUUUGACGUUUUUGAUGAGCGUGGCGAUGAUGCCGAAAUACCGGACAUCGCGUUAAAGACAAUCGAACUUGAUGCGAGAUUAAAGCGGCAACAUGACACGGAUGAUGAAAAAUCAAUUGUUAAAAAAUUACGACAAGAUCCUGUGCUGGAUGACAUUAACUUAGAGGAAGUAGCAUGUCGUAUAAAAGUGCAUGCUAUAGACACUAUAGAAUCUUGUACGCAUGAAGUCGCUAUUCCUCCUGAUCAAGAUUAUGUUCCUUUGGAACGUAAUCAGGAUAAACCAGCAAAAGAAUAUAAAUUUAUACUUGAUCCGUUCCAAAAAGAAGCAAUUUUAUGUAUAGACAACAAUCAAUCAGUUCUUGUUUCCGCACAUACAUCUGCUGGUAAAACUGUUGUAGCCGAAUAUGCGGUAGCAUGUUCACUCAGAGAUAAACAGAGAGUAAUAUACACAACUCCGAUUAAAGCGUUGAGUAAUCAAAAAUACAGAGAAUUUUAUGAGGAAUUCAAGGACGUUGGUCUAGUAACAGGCGAUGUUACAAUAAAUCCAACAGCUAGUGUAUUAAUUAUGACCACUGAAAUUUUACGUAACAUGCUCUACAGGGGUUCAGAGAUAAUGCGUGAAGUCGGCUGGGUGAUAUUCGACGAAAUUCAUUACAUGCGCGAUAAAGAGAGAGGCGUAGUGUGGGAAGAGACGCUUAUAUUGCUGCCGGACAAUGUGCACUAUGUGUUUCUUUCUGCUACUAUACCAAAUGCACGACAAUUCGCGGAAUGGGUGGCACAUUUGCACAAUCAACCCUGCCAUGUGAUAUCUACAGACUACCGACCCACCCCAUUGCAGCAUUACAUAUUUCCAGUUGGUGGCGACGGUAUUCAUUUGGUUGUAGACGAAAAUGGCCAGUUUAAAGAGGAAAAUUUUAACAGAGCCAUGGCGUGUCUGCAGAAUGCAGGCGAUGCGGCUAAAGGUGACACAAAAGGUCGAAAAGGUGGUCUACGCGGCACGAAUAGCGGGCAAACAAAUAUUUUUAAAAUGGUAAAAAUGAUUAUGGAGAGAAACUUCGCGCCUGUAAUUAUCUUCAGUUUUUCAAAAAAAGAUUGCGAAUCUUAUGCGAUGCAAAUGGCUAAGCUGGAUUUGAAUACGUUAGAAGAGAAGAAAUUGGUGGAUGAGGUUUUCAAUAACGCUGUGGACGUUCUGAACGACGAGGACAAAAAGUUACCGCAAGUUACAAAUUUGCUGCCGCUUUUGCGACGUGGAAUUGGCAUUCAUCACGGUGGACUCUUGCCGAUUUUGAAGGAGACCGUUGAGAUACUGUUCGGCGAAGGUCUUAUCAAAGCACUUUUCGCCACUGAAACGUUCGCGAUGGGCUUGAACAUGCCGGCGCGGACGGUUCUGUUCACGGCACCCCGUAAAUUCGACGGUAAAGAUUUUCGUUGGAUCACAUCGGGUGAAUACAUCCAAAUGUCCGGUCGCGCCGGCAGAAGAGGUCUUGACGACAAAGGGAUCGUCAUAUUGAUGAUAGACGAGCAAGUUAGUCCAGUCGUUGGUAAAGCAAUUGUUCAAGGAAAACCGGAUCCGAUCAAUUCCGCGUUUCAUCUGACGUACAACAUGGUUCUUAAUCUUCUCCGGGUGGAAGAAAUUAAUCCGGAAUACAUGUUGGAAAGGAGCUUUUUCCAGUUUCAAAAUCAAGCUGGUAUUCCCGCUUUGUACAACAAGGUAACGGAAUUGUACGACACUUAUAAUACCGUGAAUGUCGAGAGGUACGACGAGAUAUCUUCUUAUCAUGACAUACGCGAACAACUUGAUCAGUUGAGCGAACGGUUUCGGUCGUUUUUAACGCGACCGGAAUAUUUGCUUCCAUUUUUGCAACCUGGAAGAUUAGUGAAAGUGAAAAACGGGAACGAAACGUUUGAUUGGGGCAUCAUAGUGAACUUUAGGAAGAAAACCCCGAAAAAUCCAAUGAAAGACAAAACUGUUGUAGUUAUUGACAUUUUACUGCACGUAUCGAAAAGUUCUAAAGAAGGCAAUCCAAUUCCUUGUCGCGAAGAUGAAGAAGGCGAAAUGGAAGUGGUUCCCGUUUUGCAUCAUUUAAUUUCUCAAAUCAGCUCGCUUAGAUUGUAUUACCCAAAAGACCUCAGGCCGUCUGACAAUAGAAAGAGCGUAUUGAAAACGAUACGGGAGGUAACGAAAAGAUUUCCAGAUGGCCUGCCGUUGCUUAAUCCCAUCACAGAUAUGAAUAUAGGAGAUCAGGCCUUUAAAGAUAUCGUGAAAAAAAUUGAAACGUUAGAAAAAAAAUUGUACGCACAUUCUUUGCACAAGGAUCCCAAUGUAAAUAUAUUGUAUGAACAAUUUUUACAUAAAGAAGAAUUAGCUGCACAACUAAAGCAAGCCAAGGAGGAAUUUAAGCAGGCUAAGUCGAUACUUCAAAUGGACGAACUCAAAUGCAGAAAGCGAGUUUUAAGGAGGAUGGCGUAUUGCACAGCGGCGGACGUUAUAGAACUGAAAGGACGUGUAGCCUGCGAACUGAACGGUGCCGACGAGCUACUAAUGACAGAAAUGAUCUUCAAUGGUCUUUUUAACGCUUUAAACGUGCCACAGAUGGUGGCGUUGAUAAGCUGUUUUGUAUGUGACGAAAAAUCAAACGAAAUGCCUAAAAGCACGGAAGAAUUAAGCGGCCCGCUCCGACAGAUGCAGGACUUGGCUCGAAGAAUAGCAAAGGUUUCUACAGAAGCAAACUUGGAAUUGGAUGAGGAUGCGUACGUCGAUAGAUUUAAACCAUUUCUAAUGGACGUUAUAUAUGCUUGGUGUAAAGGCGCAACGUUCUUACAAAUUUGCAAAAUGACAGAUAUAUUCGAAGGAUCUAUCAUCAGGUGCAUGCGGCGUUUAGAAGAGGUACUUCGACAGUUAUGUCAAGCUGCGAAAGGUAUCGGGAAUACAGAUCUAGAGAACAAAUUCAGCGAAGCGAUCAAACUUAUAAAACGUGAUAUCGUGUUCGCUGCGUCCUUAUAUUUAUGAUGCGAAGAAGAACUAGGGUCACAGAGUAACACUUUGUUUUCAUUUUCGUUCAUAUACGUUUCGAUUUGUAUAUCAUUAUUAAAUUAUACAGUCCUAUACGGAUUUCCACUAUACUGUCUGUUAUUUACAUAGUCCAACGUUCACACAAACAGAAAGCAGUUUAUAAAUUGCUCAGAUUCAAUUUAUUCCUGGGAAUUUAAAGUAUAUAAUGUACGUACGCAUGUGGAAAGAACAUUUUUUUUCCUUCUUUUUUUUUUAUAAAAUAAAAUUACAUUUGUCAUAUACGACUCCGUCGUCCACGGAAAAAUGUUCAGCGUAAAAAUGUAAUUGUAAGAUAAACAAGAUUCGAUAAUUGCAUGCCAUCUCGAAAUUGUUAAAUAAAUACAUUUUUGAAGAA